This is a messenger RNA of Lagopus muta (rock ptarmigan), 4917 nucleotides long. RefSeq names its product FAST kinase domains 5 (gene FASTKD5). Bases 151 to 2604 code for a protein of 817 amino acids. Lineage: Eukaryota; Metazoa; Chordata; Aves; Galliformes; Phasianidae. Gene Ontology annotation, biological process: mitochondrial RNA processing; regulation of mitochondrial mRNA stability. Gene Ontology annotation, cellular component: mitochondrial matrix; ribonucleoprotein granule. Gene Ontology annotation, molecular function: RNA binding. The transcript is spliced from 2 exons. The record is from RefSeq and is a predicted model, not a curated record.
CCCUCCCCUCUCGGCUCCCGUACGACCGGAAGUGCGUCACUAUCAGGUGGCCGGAAGUGGCGGUGGGGCUGGCGGGCGGCAGGGCCACAGCCGGCGACGGCGCCGGGCCCCGUACCUGGAAGCAAUUGUGACCCCAGUAAGUUGUGAUCCAUGGCUACGGUGUUAAUACGCCGAAGAUUUCCAAGGCUGAGCAGGGUGACUACAUUUUUGACUACUGCCAAAUUCAAGGCCGAGAGCGGAAGCAACGAAAGUAAGCAGGAGGAAGAGAACCCAGAAACAUCCAACAGCAGACCCGAAUCCACAGCCACGAUCCAGUUGCUGGAUCCUUUGGACUACAGAGUGUUGUAUAAUCCCUCUGCCUAUGCCAAGAGCAGAGCAGCCUCCCAGCAGAAUGCUGCUAGGAGCUGCAGCCAGGCUCUCACUGAUGAUUCCACCAGCACUGGCACCUCCCAGGUUCAGCAUACAUUCACUGCCACCUCUGCUCAAGCUUUGCCACCUGUCAGAAAUGCCCUGCCAAAGCCCAAACCGCACCUCAAACAGCCCAUACCAGCACAACUCUCUGCAGCACAGACCAUGAAGAAGGAGAUAGAAAUGGAAAAAGCAGAGAUGCACGACUCCAAGGAGGACCCUCGUGUGUUCCAGCAAGGGAGGCCUGAGUACAAAUCUCUCAGCUAUGAUAAAUUUGAGCCAAUAGAGACCCUCUCUUCGGAAGAAGGUGACUUGAUAUUGCACAGCAUACCCAUAUCCAAGGGCAGCCACAGCCCAGGAACUGUCACAGAUUAUUUUUGCAAGCUGAGUCGUUUGCCGGUGGAACGACGCGCAGGGUUGAUGGUUGACCCCAGGUUUAAUACACUGUGUUGCUGUGCUAUUGAGAACAUCCAGUCGUUCAGCACUUCAGAACUCACUGAUAUCUUAAAGGCCUGCGUUCGUUUGGUUGUUCCACCCACCCACCCUGUGCUGAACGCCUGCGAGAGUGAAUUCUGCCGGCGCGUGUGGGACAUGAACCUGGACCAGCUGCUGCUGGUGGCAGAUUGCUGGCGCUGCCUGGGGCGCAGCGUGCCUUCCUACCUGAGCAUUUUGUUCAGCUAUGCCAACAUGCAUUGGACAGAGCUCACUUUGCCCCAGUUUGUUCAGCUUGUUUAUAUCAUCGGCGAAGGCCGCAAGUCACCCGUGGACUUGAUGCAGAAGCUGGAAAGUGUGAUUUUGAAGUACUUGGAUUCCUGCACCUUGGAGGAGGUGGGUGCUAUUUGCUUAGGGCUCUUCAAAUCCGUCAGCGGUAUCUCUGACCACGUCAUGAGAAAGAUUGCAGACAGAGUCUCCCUGGAGAUGGAAGAUAUGGGCACUUACGCUUUAGUGAACGUGCUUAAAAUGCUCCGCUACACUCGCAUGGAUCACCUGCCCCUGCUGAGGAAACUUGGGAAGGUUGUCCCUGCUCGAAUUCCUACAACAAACAUCCAGGGUAUCAUGCACAUCACUCUUAGCUGUUCAUCCCUGCACUACUAUGAUGAAGGCAUUUUGGCUGCUGUCGCCGCGUCUUUGCCUUCCAAAGUGUCUUACUGCCGCAGCAAGGAUGCUGCCAAGUUCUUAUGGUCGUUUGGAUGCCUGGACUACGAACCUCCAAAUGAAGAAGAGUUUUACUCCAGCCUGAUAGAGCAGAUGCUUAGAAAACGCCAUGAAUUUGAGAAGUUUCCAGAGCAUCUCCUUACUGGCUUGCUUGGCCUGGCAUUUGUCAAACGCUUCCCGGAGGAGCUGAUAGAUUAUGCUUUGAGGGAUGAGUUUGUCCAUAAGGUGAGAGGAAGUAAAUAUGAACUCAGAAAGGACCUGUUCACGCUUGGGAAGAGUGUUGAAAUUGAGUGCCCAGGCUACCGAGGCAGCCGUCUUUCACCUCACCUUUAUGAAGAGAUGACUGAGAUCGUUCUGAAUUUUGCAGAGCAGGAAAUCUUUGUCAGGCCUGAAAUCGUGGAAGCCGUGUCUCUUCUCAAGAGCAUGUUAGGUGGUGCUGAGUAUGUGAAAAACCACAUGAUUUUGCCUCACACCAGAUCGAGCGACUUGGAGGUUCAUCUGGCCAUGGAUGGGCAUCCCAUCCCUUUCAACUCAAGCGACGCCGUUGCAAAUAAGAAGCUCAGAGACAUAGGAGUUAGUCUAACAGAUGACCUAAUGGCUCAGCUUAUCAAAGGGAAAUCUAACAGCCAGUCCUCUGCAGAGGUGGAAACUGAAGCCACGGCUCCUAGACAGGAGUGGAACAAAGCACCAACGCCACGUGCAUCAUUUGUGGGUGGACCCGUUACCACAGGCACCGGAUUGCAAGUCGCUGCUCCAUCAGGGAGCUGCCCUGGGGCCUCCCCUUCUCUUGUGCCCCUCCAGCAGCCCCAAGGGAUAAGGCUGGCCAUCCAGGUGUCCAACCGUAACCACUACUGCUACUUGUCCAAGCGGCUCUUGGGGCUGCACUGCCUGAAGAGGCGGCAGCUGAAGCAGCUGGGCUACGUGGUGGUGGAGCUUCCCUUCUGGGAAUGGUUCCCCCUGCUCAAACGCACACGCUUGGAGAAACUGAGCUACCUCCAUUACAAGGUGUUCAACCCAGUGCUGCUCAGCAAGGCUGGCUGACAGCCCGGGGUGUGCUUGCUUGGGGGGCUGCUGCAGCCUCCCAGGUGCUGGUUAGAAAUGAUCUUUGGAGUGCUGGUGAAGCUACUGUAGGUGCUUUAUGUGCUGGAUCUGCCUUGUCUUAGAUAAUUCUGCUCUGUUCAUGACCACGUGUCCCGUGCUCCUUGUUGUUACAUCGAUCUGCAAAUGCUGCUGUGACAAAUAAAACUUACCUUCAUAUUAAUUUUCUUCCAUUAUUACCUUUUUUUCCCCCCCCUCUAUUCUUCAUGAAAGCCGAUGGAUUUGUUUGCUCUGAGUGCAGAACAGUGUCACGAUCUUUAGGAAACAAUUGGAAUAGAUGUUAGGGAUUGGUCUGUUCUCCCAGGUAACUGUAGGACAGGAGGUAAUGGCCUCAAGUUGUGCUCCAGUGGGUCAGGUUGGAUAUCAGGAGAAAUUUCUUCCCUGAAAGAGAGGUCAGGCAUUGGAAUGGGCUGCCCAGGGAGGCGAUGCAGUCACUGCUCCAACAACCAUGGAGAUGUGGCACUGAGGGCCAUGGUCAGUGAGCAUGGUGGGGGUGGGUUGGGGUCUUUGAGUCCUUCGUAAUCUUUGAGCUGUUUGUUUUGCUGGGUUUGUUUUGCUGUUCUGUGGGUGUUGUGCUUUAACAGCGUUCGUAAAUUCGGAGCCUCCUUAUGUCACAGCUGCCUGGGCUGUCACUGACAAUUUAAUUGACAGAGGUUAUGAAGAGCUUGGUAGAUGAAGAAUAACAGAAUCAUGUGAUCUCAGUAACAGCCUCAGGUUUGGAAGGAGCUUUCCCAUGUUGUUGGGUCACAAUGUGACUCUGUUCCAAGGGGUGGCUUCUGUCACCUGCUUGGCACCAGGCAGCACACUUGCAGGACCCCCAGGGGCUUGGGAACCCCCACAAGCAAAAUUUCAACAGCAACUUGUGGGAAUGAGGUCUCAAAACGUUUGAGUUUGCAGCAAGGUAGGGGUGGAGGCACCUCUCUGCUCAUUUUCAUUUAAAGAAGGCAUCACCAUGGCUUGUCACGUGCAAAUGCAGCGAUCUGCUCUGUUGGAAGGGGAUGUGGGAAAGGGCUAAACUGACAGCAGGUUCAAAAUGAACUUCAGAGCAGUCGCUUUGUCAGACAGCAAGUAGUCAGAGUUACUGCCAUUAGAUGUGAGUGCCAAAAGUCAAAGCAGUUCAAAAGCCUACUUGAGAAAAUUCCUCGCUGCCUCCCUUGUAGCAAUGGGGAACGCAUCAGGCUCAGAAAGGCAGGAAAAGUGAUGCUGGAGGAGCUUUGGUUCAUGCUUGCCCAGCACCUGUGUUAUUGCAAAUCCCUAUCAGAGAAGAUUCUGGGGUAGAAGAGGGGCUGAUACGAGUGUGGAGUCACCAUCUCCAUGUGGGGACUCAAGCACCACUGAGGGAUGUGGUUCAGUGGCACAGUGGGGAUGGGUUGGAGUUGCAUUUGGUGAUCUUAGAGCUCCUUCCUGACAUUAAUGAUUCCAUGUUUAUUUGAACACUGCCACUCGGUCUACAACAGGGGAAUGGAAAUAGGUGGUCUUUAAAGUCCCUUCCAAUCCAAGCCACUCUGAGCUGUACCUCAGAUGCUGAACAUCAGCACUUGAGAACCAAUAAAAGGCUGUGGAGCAUUAAAAGGCAGCUUGUCCUUGAAGGAAGCAGGAGGUUCCUGAGGUCGCCCGAGGCAGUAACAUAUUAAAACUAAGGUUAAUGUAAGGUUAAAGCUCCUACCUCGCAGAUAAUUUCAUUCUUAAAAGGAGUUGGAUGCAACCAAUGCGAGUCACGUUCUUUCAGUGAAGAUGGUGCACACACUUGAGCACUGUUAGAAGAAUCAUCUCAGUGUCCAGAACACAGAUAAUCUCCCUUAGAGCUAUUAAAUGCUCCCUUGGGGCAACCAGUAAUGGUUAUUAAUAUUGGUGUUUCAUCUUUGCCUGUAUCCAAGGCUCCCUGAGCCCCUGGGAGCCACAUCUCCUCAUGGCAGCACUGGGAAUGGCUGCUCUUACCCUCUUGGAGCCUUGGCAUGCAAGUGGUCUGCUCGACUAUGGCUGCCAAACCUCCUGCAGUUAGCAUUCAGAUCUGAUCUAAGCACCUUCUUUAAGCAUAGGUAGGAGGUUUUCAGUAAAAAGAGCCAUUUUCCAGCUUCUGAUGUUUCUCCAGGGGUUCACAACUUAAUAUUUUUAACACAUUUUUCUUCCCAUUCCAUCUCUCCACAGUUAACGUUGGCCUCACCUCCCAGACUCAGAUCCGAGCUGUGUUUCAGGAGCUCCUGAGCCUGUAAUUCAUGCAGGUGCUGUAACACAAGGUCCUUUUACAGAUCACUG